GCGAGUGGAGGGCAGUGGGAGGGAUGCAGUGACAGAGAGGGGAAGGCAAGCAAACAGUUUACAUCAUUAUUCCAGAAAGAUCCACAGCUGGCUUGUCUGGCAGGGGCUGUCAUGUUGGUGUAUUUAAGUGCGCAGGCACAAAAGGCAGCAAGUUUUCUGAGAGGGGACAUAGAGACAAAAUGGACAUCGCCAUUCAGCAUCCCUUGUUUCGCCGCUCCUUCUGGCCAUAUUUCUUUCCCAGUCGGAUCUUUGAUCAGCACUUUGGGGAACCCAUUUCUGAUAGCGACAUGAUUCCCUCACUGUACUACCCAAGACCCUCCUUCCUGCGCUGGCCUAACUGGGUGGACAGUGGCCUUUCUGAGAUGAAAUUGGAAAAGGAUCGUUUCUCAGUAAAUCUGGAUGUAAAUCAGUUCGCACCAGAGGAGCUGUCGGUGAAAAUCAGUGGAGACUUCCUUGAAAUUCAUGCCAAACAUGAGGAUCGUCAGGACGAACAUGGCUUUGUCUCACGGGAGUUUCUUAGAAAAUAUCGUGUUCCAGCUGGUGUGGACCCGACCUCUGUCACCUCCUCCCUGUCUUCUGAUGGGGUUUUAACAGUGACAGCUCCACGCAAGGAAUCAAAGAUCCCAGAGCGCACCAUUCCCAUCACCCGUGAAGACAAGCAUGCCGUGACUGGCCCUCAGAAGAAGUAAAGCUGCUUGACUUCCAUGUUACAAUUUUGUGUUCCUUGUCUUUCUCAGCUGUAUGUUCAACUGUGCUCCUGCUACAUUUAUCCUUUACUGAUCAAUCUGACCAGGAUAGAGGGGAAUAACUUAAUAUACCCCCUUGUUAUUGACAUGCCAAUCAAUAAAGUUGUUUUUGCUACAGAAGCUUAGGAAGAAUUGGCUAUUAGAUCAAAACUACAUCAACUGAGAAAAUAGAAUCAAGCUGUAAAUGCAACUUCUCCAUCAGUGGUUCUCAACUUCGUGACCAAAAAAUGGAUUUCAGGCAGGGCCUUUUCUAGCUAUAAGCGGUUUAAGUGGUCACUUAUGGCCCCCGAGCCACCAGGGCCUCCGAGUAGGAUUUUGCUUAGGGCCCCCAUAUGCUCAGAAAUGACCCUGAUUUCAGGUUUAUUCUGACUGGGUUGCAGAAAGCAGGGAAAAAUCAAUGCUAAAUGCUACUAAUAAAAUACAACUAACCAUAUAAUUGUACAUAAUUAUAAUAGCAAAUAGUAAAUAGGCUUAUUCACUUUUAAAAGGGCGUUGUUGAUAUCAAAGGCUGUGUGUCCAGUCAAACUCCACUGUAUUUUAGUGCACAUUCGCCUUUCAUUUGGUCAGAAGCGUGCCAGAUGCCAACAUGGACAGGUUGCGUGACAUGCCCUCAUCCUUGAAAAACCAUGACCAAAAAAUACAACCCAGACAACAUUAAAUGUGGGUUCAGUGAGGAUAAACAUGGUUUGUAUUGACCACAGUGUGUUUUGUGCAGUGACUUAUUGGAUGCUGAGUGCAUUAAACCAUCGAAAUUAAAGAGACAUUUAAAAACCAAACACCAGUUGUUUUUACUUUUGUACAAUAAGCAAUUUUUGGUUCUGUGUUGGGUCGCCAUUUGACGUCCAAUGUAAAAUCUGCAUAGAUCCUGAAACUAAACAAGUUGCGAACCACUGUUGUAAAUGAAAUACACAGUCACAAUAAAGUAUUGUCGCUGCUGGUGAGACUAGGACAGGACUCUCUGCUACCAGACAAAGGGGCUCUUUUAUAUUUUGCAACCAGUCUAUGCCAGUGGCUGCAUGACAAAGUAUUUGAGGUUUUGAGUGUAGGAGUGUAGGAUUUUUACAUGUCAUUUAUUGAGAACAAAGAUACAAUGGCUCAAACCAUCGUGUUACAUUUUUGGAUCAUGUGCCAAAAAAAAUUGAAAAGAAAAAACUGCCAUAUUCCCUCAUAAUUAAUGUUCAUUGGUUGAUUCCCUGCAUACUUGCAUUAUCAUAUAUCCAAAUGAGCUCAAUAGAGAAAUAUUGGCUGUUUAUUCUAUACAUUGCUGAUGACUUUGUGGUUGGAAAAGAACAUGCAGUUUAUUUUUUUUGUUUAUUGAUGGAUUUGGGACAUAUUCUUAAAAAAAAAAAAGAAAAAAAAAAGACCUUUCUCUAUUAAUUACGUAUUGGGCUGAUUUGUGGGUAUUAAGGCCAUUUAUGAUUGGUUGUCUGUUGCUAAACAACUCGCCAUAACAUUCGAGUAGGCUACUGCAGUGCAAUUCAGGGUUGCUAACCCCCUUGUGAACCCUAAGUGUGAAAUGUUGGCUAACCCAGAGAGUUAAAAUAAGUGUAAAGCCAUUUGGCUUCUGGUUAAAUGUAAAGGUAAAGGUGCCAAGAGGUGCCAAGAACAGGUGCUAUACAAUAAAGAGAGUCCUGUGAACAUGAAGAAUGAGGUCAUAAGCAACUGAAAGAGUUCAUUAAGGUUUUGAAAGUAUGGUGGCAUGCACUAUGUCUAUGCACUAGAUCAGAGGUACACAACAGGUGGGACUCUUGUUGUGAGAUUUCCCAAAUAAUAUAUGAGCUUGCAGUCAUAGCGCAUUUGAAUGUUAUUCUCCAAGCACUGAAUUAACUUAUUAAUGUCAAUAAAUAAUAAUUAAUAAAUUCUGUGGCCAUUCAAAACCAGUGUGACCUGGCUUUUUUUUUUAUUUCAAAUUCAAAAUAAAAUGUUUCAUUUUCAAC
Molecule: messenger RNA, 2683 nt
Organism: Myxocyprinus asiaticus (Chinese sucker)
Lineage: Eukaryota; Metazoa; Chordata; Actinopteri; Cypriniformes; Catostomidae
Product: alpha-crystallin B chain-like
Exons: 3
Coding region: 180-689 (169 amino acids)
Biological process (GO): response to heat; protein refolding
Molecular function (GO): protein folding chaperone; structural constituent of eye lens
Source: RefSeq, a predicted model, not a curated record